CUUGUGACAGUGAGAUUAUUAGCUUGGUCACUUGUUUACUAGCUGGAAUGCUGGAUUACAAAUAGAUGGAGCACGUCCCUAGAGAGUAGCAGCUUUGCUACCUGCAUGCAUGGCUGCAUGUGCAAUGGAGCGUCGUUCAUCACCGGCAACAAUGGCGGCACGGUCGUCGUUGUUUCUUCUCUGCCUCGCCACCGCCACCGCCGGCGUACUCCAAGCUCGUGCCCAGCCUGACAGCAAAGGUUUCAUCAGCGUAGACUGCGGGCUCCCGGGGAAGACGAGCUACAUUGACGACAAGACCAAGAUAUCCUACGCCUCGGACGACGGAUUCACCGACGGCGGCAAGCACUACAACGUCUCGCCGGAGUACAUCAAGCCGGCGGUCACGGCGCGCUACUACAACGUGCGCAGCUUCCCCGACGGCGCGCGCAACUGCUACACGCUCCGGUCGCUCGUGGCCGGCCUCAAGUAUCUCAUCCGCGCCACCUUCAUGUACGGCAACUACGACGGCCUCAACAAGCUGCCCGUGUCGUUUGACCUCCACAUCGGCGUCAACUUCUGGACGGUGGUGAACAUCACGGACCCGAUCCAGCCGGUGAACCGGGAGGCCAUCGUCGUCGUGCCCGACGACUCCGUGCAAGUCUGCCUGGUGAACACCGGCGCCGGGACACCGUUCAUCUCCGGGUUGGACCUCAGGCCUCUUAUGAACAAGCUCUACCCGCAGGUGAACGCCACUCAGGGCCUACUCCAACUCGCCAGGCUCAACUUCGGCCCAUCUGACGAAACCUCCAUCAGGUAUCCGGAUGAUCCGCACGACAGAGUAUGGUUUCCUUGGUUUGAUGCGGCCAAGUGGAACGAGAUAUCAACGACAAACAGGGUUCAGAACAUAGACAACGACCUGUUCGAGGCGCCGACGGCGGUGAUGCAGACAGCGGUCACGCCAAUCAACGCCUCCAACAACAUCGACUUCUUCUGGAACUCACAGCCGCAGCCCAACGACCCAGCGCCAGGGUACAUCGCCAUCUUUCACUUCUCCGAGCUUGAGAACCUCCCCAACAACGCCACACGGCAAUUCUAUAUCAACAUCAACGGCAUAUUGUUCGACGAUGGUUUCACACCAUCGUUUCUCUACGCCGAGGCCUCCUACAGCUCCAAACCCUUUGUGCGACACCCGCAGUACAACAUCACCAUUAACGCCACCGCCAACUCGACGAUGCCGCCGCUCAUCAACGCCGUCGAGGUGUACUCUGUCAUCUCCACCGCUAACAUUGGCACCGACUCACAAGAUGUAUCAGCAAUCAUGACGAUCAAGGCGAAGUACCAGGUGAAAAAGAAUUGGAUGGGUGACCCGUGCCUCCCUAGAAAUCUUGCGUGGGAUAAUUUGACCUGCAGCUAUGCCAUUUCUAACCCUGCAAGAAUCACGAGCUUAAACCUGUCAAAAAUUGGUUUGAGUGGUGAGAUAUCGUCCUCUUUUGGGAAUCUCAAGGCCCUCCAAUAUUUGGAUCUAUCAAACAACAACUUGACAGGCUCGAUUCCAAAUGCCCUUUCACAGUUGUCUUCAUUGACAAUCUUAGAUUUGACAGGAAACCAACUAAAUGGAACAAUUCCGCCUGGACUUCUCAAGAGAAUUCAGGAUGGCUUUUUAAAUCUAAGAUAUGGAAAUAACCCAAAUCUUUGCACCAAUGGCAACUCAUGUCAACCACCAAAAAACAAGAGCAAGCUAGCUAUCUACAUUGUUGUUCCUAUAGUUCUGGUCCUCGCGAUAGUAUCAGUGACGACACUACUCUAUUGCCUACUGAGAAGAAAAAAACAAGGAUCAAUGAACAAUUCUGUAAAGCGACAAAACGAGACAAUGAGAUAUGGGCCAACAAAUAAUGGCUCCGGGCAUAAUUCAUCACUGCGGCUUGAGAACCGCUGGUUUACAUAUAAUGAACUGGAGAAGAUAACGAACAAAUUCCAGCGAGUUCUUGGACAAGGAGGCUUUGGAAAAGUCUAUGAUGGCUUCUUGGAGGAUGGCACUGAAGUGGCAGUCAAAGUGAGGACUGAAUCUUCCAACCAAGGUGAUAAGGAGUUUCUUGUAGAGGCUCAAAUUUUAACCCGGAUUCAUCACAAGAACCUUGUCUCUAUGAUCGGCUAUUGUAAGGAUGAGAAAUAUAUGGCACUUGUGUAUGAGUACAUGUCAGAAGGAACCCUUCAAGAACACAUUGCAGGAAAAGGAAAUGAUGGGAGAUACUUAACCUGGAAAGAGAGGCUUCGAAUUGCGCUGGAAUCUGCUCAAGGGCUAGAGUACCUACACAAAGGGUGCAACCCUCCUCUUAUUCACCGUGAUGUGAAGGGAACCAACAUUUUGUUGAACACGAGGCUAGAGGCCAAGAUUGCUGAUUUUGGUUUGUCCAAGGUUUUCAAUCCUGAGAACGGCACCCAUGUAUCUACGAACAAACUUGUUGGCACACCUGGAUAUGUGGAUCCAGAGUACCAAUCAACAAUGCAACCAACGACUAAGAGUGAUGUCUAUAGCUUUGGUGUUGUCCUGUUGGAGUUGGUAACAGGGAAGCCAGCUAUCUUGCGUGAUCCAGAGCCCAUCAGCAUCAUCCAUUGGGCACAACAACGCUUAGCACGGGGUAACAUUGAGGGUGUGGUGAAUGCAAGCAUGCAUGGUGACUACGAUGUGAAUGGCCUAUGGAAGGUUGCAGACAUUGCACUCAAGUGUACGGCGCUUUCGUCAGCACACCGCCCCACUAUGACCGACGUGGUGGCACAGUUGCAAGAGUGCCUCGAGCUAGAGGAUAAGCACCAGAACAACUCUACAUUAGAGAUGGAGCAAAAUUUUGGAAGGAUACCAUCAAUCACUGGCGGUCCUGCUGCACGAUAAAUUAUUUUGCUCAUUUCGAUUGAAUGCCAUUUCAUGGUAGAGAUCUCUAUGGAACUUUCACAUGAUGUUACACCAAAGCAAAUGCAAAUGUAGAAAUUUCAAAUAUUCAAGAUUUUUUAGUAGAACUUUUUUCAGUUUGGAACUCAGAAUCAAUGAACUUCAUUCAUAAUGUUUUUACAACGGGGUUUAAUCAGAACCCAUGCAUGUUUUCUCUAUUUUUUUUUCUAAAUGCUACUUUGCUUCAAUGUUGGAAAUAAACCCAUAAGUUCAGUACAAAAAGAUAUGGAAUCUGCAAAUUAAGCUUAGUAGGCUAGCAUGCAAUGGAAAUUCAGAGAUGGAAAAGUGUCUUACACAUUACCAGGCUUUCUUUGGCCAUGUGCGAGAUGAGCGACUACACAGGGCACCAGAAAUUUGGGCCCCCAAAAUUUGUGAGUUCAAUCUAUGUCGAGACGUUCUAAUAUGUGUAAGAUCUCUUCACUCCUUUUUUUCCUUUUGAUUUUCUCUCUUUCUGCUUCACUGAUCUGGCUAGA
Messenger RNA from Oryza sativa Japonica Group (Japanese rice), 3399 nucleotides. Lineage: Eukaryota; Viridiplantae; Streptophyta; Magnoliopsida; Poales; Poaceae. The record is from RefSeq and is a predicted model, not a curated record.